Messenger RNA from Rhagoletis zephyria (snowberry fruit fly), 818 nucleotides. Its product is annotated as beta-galactosidase-like. Gene Ontology annotation, molecular function: hydrolase activity, hydrolyzing O-glycosyl compounds. Lineage: Eukaryota; Metazoa; Arthropoda; Insecta; Diptera; Tephritidae. Gene Ontology annotation, biological process: carbohydrate metabolic process. The record is from RefSeq and is a predicted model, not a curated record.
AUGUCCAAAGCGGCCGCUUUUUUGGCCGCCUUUGCGGCCGCUCUUUUCGUGAUCACCGCUGGAGCACCAUCAAAUCGAAGUUUCGUCAUCGACUUUGCCCAGAAUGAGUUCCUCAAGGACGGCGCCGUCUUCCGCUACAUCUCCGGGUCGAUGCACUACUUCAAGAUUCCGACUGAGCUGUGGCGGGACCGCCUGCAGAAGGCCAAAUUUCAAGGGCUAAACGCCAUUCAGACCUACGUCCAGUGGAACACCAUCGAGCGCAAGCCCGGACACUUUGACUUCAGCGGCGCCAACAACCUCACCCGCUACAUUCAAAUGGCGCAGGAGGAGGACCUCCUGGUGAUCCUCCGCAUCGGCCCCUUCAUCGACGCCGAGGUGGACAUGGGCGGCCUCCCAUCCUGGCUCCUCAAAGAGCACGCCCACCCGAGCCUUCGCUCCAUGGACCCACACUGGAUCGCCGCCGUGGAGCGCUACAUGGCCGCUCUUUUACCUCGUAUCAAACCUCUGCUCUACUCCUCCGGUGGCCCCAUCAUCUCCAUUCAGGUGGAAAACGAGUACGGCAGCUACCGCCCUGAAUGCACCCACCCGCAGUACAAGACCCAUCUUCGAGACCUGCUGUGGAAACAUUUAGGAAAGGAGACAGUCGUCUACUUCACCACCGACGGCAACGGCGACGCCUACCUGCAGUGUGGCCCCGUUCCAGGCGUCCUCAUCACCACCGACUACGGGGCGGGGACGGACGUGGCGAAGGCGAUUGCCACGCUGCGAAAGUUCCAGCCGAAUGGGCCGGUGGUCAACUCGGAGUUCUACAGCGGCUG